Brettanomyces bruxellensis is the source of this 4134-nucleotide messenger RNA. RefSeq names its product phosphoribosylformylglycinamidine synthase (gene ADE6). Lineage: Eukaryota; Fungi; Ascomycota; Pichiomycetes; Pichiales; Pichiaceae. Gene Ontology annotation, molecular function: phosphoribosylformylglycinamidine synthase activity. The record is from RefSeq and is a predicted model, not a curated record. Bases 1 to 4134 code for a protein of 1377 amino acids. The transcript has a single exon. Gene Ontology annotation, biological process: 'de novo' IMP biosynthetic process.
AUGGCCGAAACAGAAAUGCUCACAUUAGCCGGACCGGAGGCUCUUUCCAGUUUUCGUGUCACUAGGCUUGUAUCCGCAAUCAACAAGCUUGUGAAUUCCUCGGUUGUCACACGUGUUAGAUCUUGCCAGAUUCAUUACGUGGAGUUGGCAGAAGGUGUUAAGGCAUUAACUGAGGAUCAGUUGAAGAAGCUCGAUAUUCUUCUUCAAUAUGACCAUCCGUUAGACAAGGAUGACGAUUUGAACAAGGUCUUGUGUGCCGCCGUUAAGGAUGAAAGUGGAAAAUACCAGUUGCCGGACUCAGUUCAUCUUUUGAGAGUUCUUCCAAGGCCAGGAACAAUUUCCCCUUGGUCUUCGAAGGCUACAAACAUCACACAGGUUUGCGGUUUGGGAAAUGUUGUUAGUCGUGUUGAACGUGGUACUGGUAUCUUGCUCGAGGUUCGUCCAGGAUUCCCAAUUUUAGAACAUCUUCGCCGUGAUAAAUUCAACUGCCUUAGUACUGUCUAUGACAGAAUGACACAUGCUCUUUACGUUGACAACAAGGCACCCCAGUUUUCCGACUUGUUUGCUAGUGAGGCUCCAAGACCGCUUGUCACAGUUGAUAUUCUCAAAUCGAAGGAUGCUCUUGCAAAGGCAAAUAAGGAGCUUGGUCUUGCUUUGGGUAAAGAUGAAAUGGCAUAUCUUAUCAAAGCAUUCAAGGACACCUUGCACCGCAACCCAACCGAUGUGGAGCUGUUCAUGUUUGCCCAGGUGAACUCUGAGCAUUGCCGUCACAAGGUUUUCAAUGCUGGUUGGACUAUUGACGGCAAACCAAUGCAGCGUUCUUUGUUUUCAAUGAUUCGUAAUACUCACGAAAAGAAUCCUCAGUACACCAUUUCAGCUUACAGUGAUAAUGCAGCUGUCUAUGAUGGUUUUGAUGCCUAUCUGUGGUAUCCAGAUGCUAGUGCUGGAAACCGCUGGAGUUCAAAGUCGGAGAGAGUUCAUACUUUGAUAAAGGUGGAGACUCACAACCAUCCUACGGCGGUUUCUCCUUUCCCUGGUGCAGCCACCGGUUCUGGUGGUGAGAUCAGAGAUGAGGCUGCCGUUGGUCGUGGAUCAAAGACACGUUGUGGUCUUUCAGGUUACGUUGUCAGUGAUUUGCACAUUCCUGGUCUAUCACAACCAUGGGAAGCCGCCGAUGUUGGAAGACCAUCGCACAUUGCAUCGCCUUUGCAAAUAAUGAUUGAUGCACCUUUGGGUUCUGCGGCAUUCAAUAAUGAGUUUGGACGUCCUGCCAUCACUGGUUUCUUCUGUACGUUGACUACAAAGGAAAGUGGUUCGGAUGAAUCCGGCAAGCGUGUGUUCAGAGGCUUCCAUAAGCCAAUCAUGCUUGCAGGUGGUCUUGGAUGUGUUCGUCCUCAGUUGGCUCUCAAGUCAGACUACAAGGUGACUCCAGGUGCAAAUCUAAUUGUUCUAGGAGGUCCUUCGAUGCUCAUUGGUUUGGGUGGAGGUGCCGCCUCUUCUGUUGGUUCUGGUGAAGGAUCUGCAGAGUUAGAUUUUGCCUCAGUUCAACGUGGUAAUCCUGAGAUGCAGCGUCGUGCCCAACAAGUUAUUGAUGCAUGCAAUUCCCAGGGAAGCAGAUCACCUAUCGAGUGUAUCCAUGAUGUUGGUGCCGGUGGUCUUUCCAAUGCUUUCCCUGAGUUGGUUCAUGAUAAUGGCCUUGGAGGUCGCUUUGAGUUGCGUAAUAUUCCUUCAUUGGAGCCUGGUAUGUCUCCUAUGGAAUUAUGGUGUAACGAGUCCCAGGAGAGAUAUGUGCUGGCAGUUGCACCAAAGGAUCUUGAACGUUUCAAGGCUCUCUGUGUCCGUGAACGUUGUCCAUUUGCUGUCGUUGGCGUUGCUACCAGUGAGGAGCGGUUGGUUCUCACGGACAAGCUUUUGAAGACCACUCCUAUCGAUUUGGACAUGAGUUUGUUGUUUGGUAAGCCUCCUCGUUUGCACCUUACCGACAACACGAAACAACCAGAGUUGAAGAAGUUGACGUUCGUUAAGACGGUCGAUCCAAAUGCCGAUCUUGCUGAUUCUACCAACGACGAAAUUGUUUCUGUUCCCCUCUCCGAGAGCUUGUCUCGUGUUCUUCAACUUCCAUGCGUUGGUUCUAAGUCGUUCCUCAUCACAAUUGGUGAUCGUACGGUUACCGGACUUAUCGACAGAGACCAGUUUGUUGGACCAUGGCAAGUUCCAGUUGCUGAUGUUGGUGUUGCAGCCACCUCGCUUGGUGGACCUGGAGUUAUCACAACAGGUGAUGCUUUGGCUACUGGUGAGCGUCCAAACGUUGCACUUAUCUCGGCAGAGGCCUCUGCCAGAUUGGCCAUUGCUGAGUCCUUGACUAAUCUUUUUGCUGCCGAUGUUCGUGCCCUCAAUAGAGUUAAAAUUUCUGCCAACUGGAUGUCUUCAGCAGGUACUCCUGGUGAGGGUACUGCUCUUUAUCAGGCUGUCCGUGCUAUUGCCAUGGAGCUUUGCCCAGACCUCGGUGUUGAAAUUCCCGUCGGUAAGGACUCUACUUCUAUGCGUAUGAGCUGGGACUCUACGGAGGUUGUUUCGCCACUUGCACUUUGUAUCACUUCAUUCUGUGGUGUUAACGAUACUUCCAAGACCUGGACUCCUGAUCUCGCGCAUGACAGUGACAGUAGUCUUGUUCUCGUUGAUUUGGGAUGUGGUCACAAAUCUCUCGGUGCUACGUCUCUUGCACAAUGCUAUGGUGAGAUCGGUGAGUCAUGUGCCGAUGUUCGCGAUACUUCUCUUCUUAAGAACUUCCUCGAGGCUCUUAUUGAACUUCACGGCAGCACUUACGUUGAAGCAUAUCACGAUCGUUCUGAUGGUGGUUUGCUUGUUUCUCUUCUUGAAAUGGCAUUUGCCGGCCAUUGUGGUAUCACUAUCUCCUUGCCAGAAGAGGCUGAUCUUGCAAUCCAGACUUUGUAUAACGAGGAGCUUGGUGCCGUUUUCCAGGUUAACAAGGAAAACCUCAAGGCAUUUACUGCCGUUCUUACCAGCCAUGGCGUGCCUGAAUCUGCUGUCAGCGUUGUUGCCAAUCCAGAAUUUAGCUCGCACAAUGUUCGCGUUCUCGCAGCUGGUGAAGAAAUUUUGUCAUCGACUAGAUCACAUCUUGAGCAGCUUUGGAGCGCCACAUCGCAUUCCAUCCAACGUCUCAGAGACAACCCACAAUCUGCAGAUCAAGAAUUCCAGGCAAUUUCAGACAACUCCGAUCCCGGUCUUUCUUACAAGAUUACGUUUGAUCCUUCAAAUGAUCUUGGCAUCAGCACCUUUACCGGUAGUCGCCCUAAGGUGGCCAUUUUGCGUGAACAAGGUGUUAACUCGCAGCUUGAGAUGGCCUGGUGCUUUGACCAAGCCGGCUUUGAGACUUAUGAUGUGCACAUGACCGAUAUUCUUACCGGACGUGUCUCUCUAAAGGACUUCUGCGGUUUUGCCGCCUGUGGUGGUUUCUCCUACGGUGAUGUGCUUGGUGCUGGUAGUGGUUGGGCUAAAUCUGUUCUUUACAACUCUCAUGCCAAGGAAGAGUUCCGUUCGUUCUUCAACGACAGAAAGGAUACUUUUGCAUUUGGAAGUUGCAAUGGUUGUCAAUUCCUAACAAGACUCAAACAGCUUAUACCUGGAGCUGAAUUCUGGCCUUCUUUUGAAAGGAACCGUUCUGAGCAAUACGAAGCUCGUGUUUGCACACUUGAGGUGUCCAGUGACUCUGUCGAUGAGUCAAACUCCUGCUUAUUUUUGGAUGGUAUGCAGGGAUCUCAUAUACCAAUAGCUGUUGCUCAUGGUGAAGGUCGCGCGACAUUUGCGUCUUCUGAAGAGCAGGCUGAGUUUAAUAAGCAAGGUCUUACUGCUGUUCGUUACGUUGAUAACUAUGGUGUUCCAACAGAGAGAUAUCCAUUCAAUCCAAAUGGUUCUCCUGAUGGUAUUGCCGGUGUUCGUACACCAAAUGGUCGUGUGCUUGCCAUGAUGCCUCAUCCGGAGCGUGUUUCGCGUCUUGAGGCAAACUCUUACUAUCCAGCUGACAAGGCUAAGGAAUGGUUAGGUUACGGUCCUUGGAUUAGAUUGUUCCGUAAUGCAAGAGUUUGGGCUCAAAAGCAGAGUGGCGAGAAUUAG